CCAUAUAUUUCACAUCACAAUGUCCGUCCCCAACAUCACCACCAUCUCCCCGAUAACCAACCGCCCCAUCCUCAACCGCACGGGCGCCAACCCCGAAGACAUCGUGGGCAUCGCCGAAUCCGCACAAUCAGCCUACCGAUCCUUCUCAACAUCCACGACCCUCAAACAACGUCAAGACAUCGUGACCCGCGCCCUCGCCAAACUCGAAAAACGAAAAGAUGACCUCGCCAGACAACUCACCGAGCAAAUGGGGCGGCCCAUCUCCUACACAGGGAUCGAAGUCGCCACGGCCAUCAAGCGCAGCCACUACCUGAACCGCAUCAGCGACUCCGUCCUGGGUGAAGAGGGAAUCGUACCGGGGGAAGAAGAAACUGGCUUCAAGCGAUACAUCAAGCGCAAGCCCGUCGGCGUAGUACUGAUCAUCUUCGCCUGGAACUACCCCUACCUUGUUCUCGUGAACAGUUUAAUCCCUGCCAUUUUGGCAGGUAAUGCCGUGAUUCUGAAACCGUCGCCGCAGACGCCCACUGUCGCGGAGGAAGUCGCCAAUGCGUUCCAUGAAGCGGGGCUGCCGGAGAAGGCGCUUCACUGUGUGAACCAUAUAUGUUUUACGGGCUCCGUGGAGGGCGGACUAGCUACGCAGAAGGCCGCGUCUGAUCGCAUCGUCAACGUUGGAUUGGAGCUCGGGGGUAAAGAUCCCGCGUAUGUGCGCGACGAUGUCGAUGUCGCCUGGGCGGCUGGGGAGAUUGUCGACGGGGCGAUCUUCAAUAGUGGACAGAGCUGCUGCGCGAUUGAGCGGGUCUACGUGCAUCAGGGAAUCUACGAGGAGUUUGUGGCGGAGGUGAAGAAGGUGCUGAGUGGGUAUGUGGUUGGGGAUCCGUUCGAUAAGAAGACGCAGAUCGGGCCGGUGAUUUCGAAGCGCGCGAAGGAGGAUAUUGAGGCGCAUGUUGCUGAUGCGGUGGAGAAGGGGGCGAAGGAUGAGACGCCGGAGAAUGAAUCGUUUGAGAAUCCGCCGUCGGAGGGGAAUUAUGUUAGGCCUACGCUGUUGACGGGGGUUACGCAUGAGAUGCGGGUGAUGACGGAGGAGACGUUUGGGCCGGUGAUUCCGGUGAUGAAGGUCGAGGGGGAUGAGGAGGCUGUGAAGUGGAUGAAUUGUAGUGAGUUUGGGUUGACGGCUAGUGUGUGGACGAAGGAUGUUAAGGCUGCGGAGGAGUUGAUGGAGAAGGUUGAGGCUGGGACGGUGUUUGUUAAUCGGUCGGAUUAUCCUAGCCCGGAUCUGGCUUGGACGGGAUGGAAGAAUUCGGGCCGUGGAGUGACGCUCGGUCGGUUUGGGUUCGAGCAGUUUGUGAAGUUGAAGAGUUAUCAUAUCAAGGAUUAUCCCAAAUAGAGGGGUGCUGUUCUCGUUUGUUGCUUUGUAUUUGAUUUGAUGUGAUUGAUGCCUUGAUGAUUGAUAGACCCUGCCAUGACAAUAACAAUU
Messenger RNA from Aspergillus piperis CBS 112811, 1474 nucleotides. RefSeq names its product aldehyde dehydrogenase family protein. NCBI's taxonomy places the organism in Eukaryota, Fungi, Ascomycota, Eurotiomycetes, Eurotiales, Aspergillaceae. The coding region runs from base 20 to 1384 and encodes 454 amino acids. Gene Ontology annotation, molecular function: aldehyde dehydrogenase (NAD+) activity. The transcript has 3 exons. The record is from RefSeq and is a predicted model, not a curated record.